This is a messenger RNA of Histoplasma capsulatum G186AR, 4455 nucleotides long. RefSeq names its product MYB and HSA domain-containing protein. The transcript is spliced from 4 exons. The record is from RefSeq and is a predicted model, not a curated record. Lineage: Eukaryota; Fungi; Ascomycota; Eurotiomycetes; Onygenales; Ajellomycetaceae. The coding region runs from base 1 to 4455 and encodes 1484 amino acids.
AUGCUCCGUGACGAGCUGCUACGGUCCAAGCAUGAUGAGAUCGCAGGCCGACUUUUCGAUGCACGCACGCUUCCUCGCCGACCGGAACCCCCAUCCCUUCAGGUUUCUCCAACGGAUGAAAAGCUUAGCCAAGGAUCUCUAGGUACAAGUGCAGCGGAUCGCAUUACGGAUGGCCAUGCAGUUGGACUCGUUUCUUUGCCGGCUGGGAUCACAGCCCCGUCACCAAAAUUGUCUUCCGCAGGCCACCAUGGCGAACUGGAAACCCAGGAUACCUCGCGACCCCAGGAUCGAAUCCGCACUGGAGAUACGGAGUCCGUGGUAGCCCAAGCCGGUUCCGACCAAUUGCCCAUCCCUAAAACAACACUCAACGCUUCUCACGAGGCCAUACGUGAGAAGGAAGCAUCGUCACCUUCCUCGACCCAACAGACCGUUGCUGCUACUGUAACUCCUGUUACUGAUCUUGAUAUGGAUGAAGCUCCUGACAGUAGGGACAAAACUGAUAGUGGCGAAAUCCUCGCUGUGGAAAGUGUCUUACCUAUUGGCCCUGGAAAAACCGUCGCUGAGAUCCAGGGUAAUGCUACGGGUGCGUCGUCGUCCACUUUGGACGCCCUUGAAUGUCAACAUGGAAAGAACUCUGCCAAUUUGCCUUGCCUGGUUACCGAUGCUUCUCCAAAAAGUACUGACCAGCCUCUAUCUCCAGCUUCUUCCCGGGGUCAAUUAUCAAGCUCCACCUCUGUAUCUGAUAGAACUCCAGCGAGUAGCCCAGCCAAGGACCAGCCGCAACGAGAACCACAAAAUGAAGCUCCAACCCCCCCCCAGAGCGGAGGAGGCAUCUUAGGCCCUAUGGAUACCGCAGAUGUAUCAGCUGCACAUAGAGCUCCGGCCACCCCGGAUGAACAACUGAAAUUUGAAGCCGAGCAAUCGAGCAGACAACAAGCCGCAGCAGCUGUGAAAGUAACCAAAAGUGUGCCUAGUAGGGGCUCUGCGUUUUCAUCCUUCCAGCCUACUCCAGAGAAUUCAUUUUCAUCUCUAAAGAAACCACCUGACGGUUAUAAUGAAUCUAAUUUUUCUACUCAAUCCAAAACCUCCGUUGCCCCCGACGAUCGACCCAUGGUUAAUGGCUCUCUUCGACUUGAUACAGAGAGAGGUAAAUCAGAGCUACUAUCAAAGGUCCACGAAUCCAGUUCGGCGCCAGAAGGUCUUACUCUGCCAGAAGGUGCCAGUGGCUCACCACUCCCCGGUAUUGCCCGAAAAGCAUCACUCCCAGUUGGGGCGGCGCAGAAUCAAUUCCAGCCAGAGCGUAUGACAACAAGAGUUUCUUCAGGAGCAAUUCGCCACCGGUCUGUCUCUGAAAUCCUAGGGGAAACUCCUAAGUUAGCUGCGGAUAAAACUUCCGAAAAGGCUGUAUCGGAAUCACCCACGGCGACUUCUGAAAGUUCUCCGGGCCGUUCUCGUCUCAAGAACAAAAGGGAAAACCAAAAGGAGCGAAGCAAGCUCUCAACUGUAGUUUUCCCCAAGCAACAAACUGCUGCUGAGAAAAGCGAGACAGCAGACUUGGUUCGGGCUCCGUCAGGGCAUUCGAGAUCUCUGAAUGAAGAAAAGGAUUACCUCUUCACCCUUUUCCAGGCCAAAGCACACUACCCUCCCCGCAGUAUGCACCUAAGUUCUCUCCUCUCCACUGCGCACAAAACCCUUACAACCGCAAACCACUUUGUUGAGUAUCAAGAACAAAUGGGCUGUCGGUUGUUAAAACGAAUUUACCAGCUCCAGCACGCGAAUCGUUGGCCCCUUCGCCAAUUACAACGGUCUACAGAACCUGAGCGAUCAGGGACACACUGGGACAUUCUGCUGGAUCAUAUGAAAUGGAUGCGAACAGAUUUCAGAGAAGAGCGGAAAUGGAAAAUCGCCGCUGCGAAGAGAUGUGCAGAUUGGUGCGUUGAAUACGUUAAUGCUCCUGGUGAACGCAAAGUGGAGUUGCGGAUAACAGUUCGAACUCCACCCACUACUGGUAAGCUGGGUGAGAGCGGUCACAACAAGAAUGCCCCAUCGUAUAGUGACGAUAGGGUUGAUGAUGUUUUGCCUCACUCACAACCGACUCCUGAUUUAAUCAUGGAAGAUGAUUCUGUCAGCGAAGGUUUUAACGAUGAAAUCCAUCCAGAUCUAUCUGAUGGCGUUGUUCCCGCAGCGAUAUUUUCGCUUGGUUCGGAUGAGUUUACAUUUGGGAUGGAACGAACCCCGGCUUUUGAAAAAAUUCUAGAAGAGCUUCCGCUUUAUGCUCCCAUCGAUAUUUCACCAGAAACCAAUUUACCACAGUUUAAACGCCCGCCGGACUCGUCGUGGCGAAAGGAGCUGUUACCUGUUUCCAAAUUUGCUACGGGAAAAUUGGAAUUUACUAACAAACAGCCGCCUCGUAAGCGAAGCCGAUAUGAUUACUCUGAUAAUGAUGACGACGAUGUCGAUGCCAUUGAAAUCCCCCCUGAGCAAACUAAUGUUGCCCUCUUCCAGUCGCAAAAUAAGCAUAUACGUGAUCGUAUACAUCCUGGUCAGGUAUUCAGACCUCCCACCGAGUUCCUGAUGCCAUCUCUAGGAUUUUAUGAGUCACGGCAACCUUCGCAAUGGACCUGCGCUGAAGAAGACGAGCUUAGGCGAAUUGUUAAGGAGUACUCGUUUAACUGGUCGCUCAUAUCGGCUUGCUUGACUCCCUCGUCGUUAUUUACCUCGGGCGCGGAUAGGCGGACCCCCUGGGAAUGUUUUGAAAAGUGGGUUCAGCUAGAAGGGCUUCCUACGGAGAUGCUGAAGACUCCGUACUUUAGAGCAUACACCUCUAGAGUGGAGUCGGCGCAGCGGACUGUCCUUGCAGCUCAACAACUGCAGCAACAACAGCAGCAGGCACAAGCGCAAGCGCAGGCGCAGCCCCAGCAGCAGGGUAGCAAUCCACCACCAACACCAACGGCAAUUCUUCGGAGACGGCCUACGACACCCAUGAGAGUGGAACGGAAGAGGUCCUCCAGACACUUAGCGCUCCUUGAUGGCAUGAGGAAAUUAUCUAAGAAACGGGAAACCUUGCUUCAGAAACAGCAGCAUGCUACCCAUUUGGCAGCUUCACGAAAGCUUAAUGAAGUGAACCAACCACGACCACCAAUAUCGACUCCAGCAGAAUUCAGUCGUUUAAAACAUGAGAGGGAGUUGAAGAUUCAGGAGACCCAGGAACAAUAUAAGCAGGCGAUGAUAGCACAGCGAAUGGCGAUGGCGCAACGCGUUGCACAGCAGCAGCAAGCACAGCAUCAGCAGCAGGCCCAGCAGCUCCAGCAGGCUCAACAGCAGGCUCAACAGCAACACCGGCAAAUGCCGAACCAGCAAGCCUUGGUAAAUGGGGUGCCUCCACGAACUACUGCUAGUGCGCCUCCGAAUGGCGUUAUCCAGGCAAUUCCUACCCCAUCUGGUCUUCCUAAUGGUCUGCCAGCCACUGCAGCAAUGCCCCAAUCUCGACCCCACCCUGGCAUGCAGCUGCCAAAUGGUGUUCAGGUCAAUGGCAUUCCAAAUGCAAGCAUGGGACUGAAGAUGAUACCUCAGCCUGGCAUCCCGCCGGCAAUGAAUGGGCGUCCAGGCAUACCUACCCAAGGGUCUCCGGACAAUGCGCGUAUCAUCCGUGAAGCCAGUCGCGUACAAGAAGAGCAGCAACGUAUGGUACAGUCACGCCAACAGCUUCAGAAUCAACAACAAUCAUUCAUCUCUCAAGGACCUCCUCAUUCCUCUAACAUGAACAUUGGAAAUAUGAACGUUAACCCCAAUAAUCCUACAAUGCUAUCAUUCCAAGCCGCGAGCGGCGCCAACAGCCCUUCUUUCCAUGCUCCCUCUCUUGCUCAGGGGGUCUCUACUCCGUCCCCUCGACUCAACCAUGCAAACGUUCUCGCAACCGCCGCUGCAGGGCUCCCGACUCUAGCCAGCAUCCAAAACACCAUCCAGCGAACCAACCCAAACAUGUCCCAGGAGCAAAUCACCAAACUAGCUACCGAAAGGCUCCAACACAUUCAACAACAGCGUAUGUCCCAGGCAGCUAUGAACGCAGCCACCGGAAACAUGAGCUCCAUGCAGACUAGCUACCAAAUGCACCAUGAUGGCAACAUGCACCAACUGGCACACGCGAACAUGCCGAAUGGCGGCUCGCCAGCUUCGAUGCAAACGCACCAGACGCAGGGAUACUCGCCGCUGAUGCGCGUGGCACAGCCUGUGCAGCAGCCGAACCGGAUGGGCGUGAAUGGAUCGCCAGCAAUGAACGCGGCCAUGGCUGUUCAGCAGGGCCGAAGUGCGACGGCACAGACACAUCGGAGUGCAAGUGGGCCCGGGUCCGGCCCGGGUGCGGGUCAAGCUUCAAACCCAGGGCAAGGUCCUGGUGUAGGUCCUGUUGCGGGGAAGAGCCCACGGCCGCCACAAGCGCAGAUGGCAUCGAGUUGA